AGGCCAACUCCAAUGGGCGGUGCCGCGGCGACCUGAAGUUCCCGGCUGCCCGUGCGGCGGCGGUGGUUGGGUGGUAAGAUGGCGGCUGUGAGUCUGCGGCUCGGCGACUUGGUGUGGGGGAAACUGGGCCGGUAUCCUCCCUGGCCGGGAAAGAUUGUUAAUCCACCCAAGGACUUAAAGAAACCACGCGGAAAGAAAUGCUUCUUCGUGAAGUUUUUUGGAACAGAAGAUCACGCAUGGAUCAAAGUGGAGCAGCUGAAGCCUUACCAUGCUCACAAGGAGGAGAUGAUCAAGAUCAACAAGGGCAAGCGGUUCCAGCAAGCUGUGGACGCUGUCGAGGAGUUCCUCAGGAGAGCCAAGGGCAAAGACCAGACAUCAUCUCACACUUCUGCUGAUGACAAGAAUCGGCGUAAUUCCAGUGAGGAGAGAAGUAGGCCAAACUCAGGUGAUGAGAAACGCAAGCUUAGCCUGUCUGAAGGGAAGGUGAAGAAGAACAUGGGAGAAGGAAAGAAGAGGGUGACUUCAGGCUCUGCAGACAGAGGCUCCAAAUGCCUUAAAAGAGCCCAAGAGCAAAGUCCCCGAAAGCGGGGUCGGCCCCCAAAGGAUGAGAAGGACCUCACCAUCCCUGAGUCUAGCACUGUAAAGGGGAUGAUGGCUGGACCAAUGGCUGCAUUUAAAUGGCAGCCAACCGCGAGCGAGCCAGUCAAAGAUGCAGAUCCUCAUUUCCAUCAUUUUCUGUUGAGCCAAACGGAGAAGCCAGCUGUCUGUUACCAGGCAAUCACAAAGAAGUUGAAAAUAUGUGAAGAGGAGACUGGCUCCACCUCCAUCCAGGCAGCAGACAGCACAGCUGUGAAUGGCAGCAUUACCCCCACAGACAAAAAGAUAGGAUUUUUGGGCCUUGGCUUAAUGGGAAGUGGCAUCGUCUCCAACUUGCUAAAAAUGGGUCACACAGUGACUGUCUGGAACCGGACUGCAGAGAAAUGUGAUUUGUUCAUCCAGGAGGGGGCCCGUCUAGGAAGAACCCCCGCUGAAGUCGUUUCCACUUGUGACAUCACUUUUGCCUGUGUGUCGGAUCCAAAGGCAGCCAAGGACCUGGUGCUGGGCCCCAGCGGUGUGCUGCAAGGAAUCCGCCCCGGGAAGUGCUAUGUGGACAUGUCAACGGUGGAUGCGGAUACAGUCACCGAGCUGGCCCAGGUGAUUGUAUCCAGAGGGGGGCGCUUUCUGGAAGCCCCAGUCUCAGGGAAUCAGCAACUGUCCAAUGAUGGGAUGUUGGUGAUCUUAGCAGCCGGAGACAGGGGCUUGUAUGAGGACUGCAGCAGCUGCUUCCAGGCAAUGGGGAAGACCUCCUUCUUUUUAGGUGAAGUUGGCAAUGCAGCCAAGAUGAUGCUGAUUGUGAACAUGGUCCAAGGGAGCUUCAUGGCCACCAUUGCUGAGGGGCUAACGCUGGCCCAAGUGACAGGCCAGUCACAGCAGACACUCUUGGACAUCCUCAAUCAGGGACAAUUGGCCAGCAUCUUUCUGGACCAGAAGUGCCAAAAUAUCCUACAAGGAAACUUUAAACCUGACUUCUACCUGAAAUACAUUCAGAAGGAUCUCCGCCUGGCCAUUGCCCUGGGCGAUGCAGUCAACCACCCCACUCCCAUGGCAGCUGCAGCCAAUGAGGUAUACAAAAGAGCCAAGGCACUGGACCAGUCUGACAAUGACAUGUCUGCCGUGUACCGAGCCUACAUACACUAAGCCUUGCCUGCCCAUCUACCCUCCCAUCUUCCCUCUGACCUCCCUUCCCAGUGUGGGGUCAGGGUUCUGGGACUUAGCUCUGGACCAGUCACCUGUCUCCAUUUCCUUUUAUACAGACUUUGAGACUUGCAUCAGCACAGUACACAGCAGCACUCUUCCUCCCUCCCUGAGGUUCUGGCCAGGGAUGAGAGGAUCUAUCUCCACAGGUGGCUGUGAAGAAGCUCUUGAGCUGGGCACUGAUUGGCCCUGGAACAGGAGGCUGUGUAUUCUCUCUCUGUUUCUCUUGUGGUCUCUGUCUCUGUCACACACACACACACACACACACAGACACACACACACACACCCAGGAUAGAAGCUGCCUAGAAACUGCUGCCUGGCUGUUCUUGCAAGCUUGUCUUAUCUCGGCCCCCUUCUAGUCAAGAGACUAGAGGGACUAGAAUUGGCAGGGAGCACAGGAAGCCUUCUCUCAAGUUUCCCAGGACAGACCAGCAGAGGGCCCCUGGCCCCCAUUGGACCCCUGAAAGGAGAGGCCCCUCAGCCAUCAUGAACCAGCAGAUUCCCUGAGGAGGCUCUGUGGACCUCCAGCUGAGGACGAUUUCUUGUAGACACUACCAUUAUGCAGCAGCUCCCAGAAUGCCUCUGAACUGAAGAAAGACCGGCAUGACCACAUAGACACCUUCAGGGGGAGCAGAGUCCACAGGCUUCAGCUCCCUGGCUGGCUGUUGUCUCUGUGACCGGAGCCUGUUCCGCAGGUUUUAUUUGGAUUUGCAUUCCAGCCCAUGGGAAGGGGUCUUAAGCAGUGGAGUAUGGGGGUAGCUCCUUCCUGUUUCCGUUAUGGCAGUCUAUUGAGCUGGGCUACCUGUUAAGCCUGCUCUACACAGGUCCCCUGCAUGCCCCUCCUCCCCUUUUCCUUCCAUGGAGAUAAUAUUUCUGUCCCAUCCGCUUUUGAUGAGGAACCUCACUUCUGCCAGUAUCAGUGGUUCCAAGUCCUGGGUUUGUUGGGACAGUCUUGAACUGGGGCCUUGUUCUAACCUAACUACUACUCAGAGGUGGAUCCAGUGCUCUGCCAGGCCCUAGCGUUUCUCCUUGAAGAGGGGACCAGAGAGGCUUAGAAUGUCACAUGAGAGGAAUCACCUGAGGAAGCCUUCCUCCUCAUGAGUUUGGAUUUCCAAAGCCACGAUUCGACUUCUCCACCUGGGAUGAGGAUCUCAGGACAUGGGCAUGGAGCAGGGAAUGCUUGUGGAGUUCAGCACAAUUGCUCAUUCACUGGGAUGCUGAACAGCUUCUGUCUGGACACGGCCUGGCUUGGUCCUGGGGGUUGGGGGUGGGGAAGAUGCUGUAAGGAAACCGGUUAGUCAAUGUUGUCUUAAUAUUGUUGACAAUUCUGUAAAGUUCCUUUUUAUGACUAUUUCUGUUUAAGCUAUUUCACCUUUCAUUUUGAAAUCCUUUCCUUUUAUGGAGAAAAUGUGACAUUGUGAAAAUGCUUGUAAGAAAGCCCCUACUCCCUCUUUUCCUUUAAAUGACAAAUCUAGGUGAUUAAGGUUGUGAAUUUUUAUUUUCACUUUGUUUUUAAUGAACAUUUGUCUUUCAGAAUAGGAUUGUGUGAUAAUGUUUAAAUGGCAAAAACAAAACAUGAUUUUGUGCAAUUAACAAAGCUACUGCAAGAAAAAAAAUAAAUAAAACAUUUCUUGGUACCAUA
This is a messenger RNA of Rattus rattus (black rat), 3436 nucleotides long. RefSeq names its product glyoxylate reductase 1 homolog (gene Glyr1). Gene Ontology annotation, molecular function: NADP binding; oxidoreductase activity, acting on the CH-OH group of donors, NAD or NADP as acceptor; NAD binding. The record is from RefSeq and is a predicted model, not a curated record. Bases 79 to 1737 code for a protein of 552 amino acids. The transcript is spliced from 16 exons. Lineage: Eukaryota; Metazoa; Chordata; Mammalia; Rodentia; Muridae.